UAGAUUUUCGUCCCAGAUUAUAGUUUUACAAGAGUUAUUUUCUUUAGUGUCAAGAACCCAUAAAAUUCUGGGAUAAGUCAUAGAAUAAAGAAGAUGAGCAACUAUAAUAGUGAUCAUAGUUCAUGUGGUUCCACUUCCCCACCUGAUGAAGAAUAUAACAAUAACAACAACGACAUUAAUGGCGAAAAUGUAUCUUAUGCUAGUACAAAUAGCGAGUUACUACCCUCUACAUCUGCUGAUACUUCGUCUGAGAUUCAACGCCCCAAAUCUCUUACGAGUGAAAAAAUAAAGGAUGCUAAAAAAGAUGGACCACUUGGUUUGAAGCUGACUAUUACACCAUCAUUUCUGGAUUUGUGUAAUAGAAUUCUCUCUGAAACAGAUGAGAGCUUUAUUUCAGAGGAUAGACUACUAAAAAACGCUAAUUUCUCUGCUUUAUCUCUCACAAUUGGCUCUUGGACGAUGUGA
Messenger RNA from Beta vulgaris subsp. vulgaris (sugar beet), 465 nucleotides. RefSeq lists its product as uncharacterized. The transcript has 3 exons. The record is from RefSeq and is a predicted model, not a curated record. Lineage: Eukaryota; Viridiplantae; Streptophyta; Magnoliopsida; Caryophyllales; Amaranthaceae. The coding region runs from base 94 to 465 and encodes 123 amino acids.